GUGUUUAGAAACUUUAAUGCCAGUAUUUGUAGAGUGACUGCAGACAUAACUGAAGAUAAUCUGGUUAACCAAUGGAGUCUUCUGAAGAAAAUUGUCACAAAAAAGUAUGGAGGGAAGAUGUCUUCUCUCUCUUGGAAGACUGUACUACAGGAAAACUGCGACUUUCAACAGAUAGCGCUUGUCAUAGAUGUAAUGUUAACCAUUCCCUCCACAAGUGUGAAGUGUGAAACAGCCUUCUCCCAACUGAAACUUUUAAAAACCUGUAGACGGUCAAAGCUUGGGACUUCUGUUCUAAAUGACUUGAUGAUUGUCAAGUUACAAUCUCCAUCAAUAGCAAACUUUGACCCAGAAGAUGCUAUUGAAAAAUGGCUGGCUGCAUCAGUAAUGGGACGGCGUACAACUUAUAUCAGAAGGCCCAAAUCUACACCCGUCACUACCACAGUGGUCACUGACAGUGAGGCCCUCAGUGAGAAUAAUGCAACUGACACUGAAGAAAUUGUACCAGUACCCAGUUAUGAUAUAGAUACUGCAGAAUCAAGACCAUCCGUUUCCACUUACUCUAUUGACAUGCUGUGUGAUAAGGACUCUGAUUAUGAUGAUGAUGAUUUUGAUCAUGAAUCAGAAUGUUUUGAUUUUCAGACAGAGUCAAUCAAUUUUGAUAAACUGAUGUUUUAUCUAAGGGAAUAAAAUGGCUUCAAAUCUUUAAAAGUUGUUAUGUCUUUAAAAAAAACACAAAGGUAUUACCAUAUACAUAUAUUUGGAUUUUUUUUUCGGUCAGACAAAAGUUCUUUCGGUCAGACAAGAAUUGAAAGUUUGUCUGACCGAAUGUCAGGCAAAUUUUUCAGCAGUUUCGCGAAGCCUGU
Messenger RNA from Ruditapes philippinarum (Manila clam), 863 nucleotides. RefSeq lists its product as uncharacterized. Gene Ontology annotation, molecular function: protein dimerization activity. The coding region runs from base 118 to 687 and encodes 189 amino acids. NCBI's taxonomy places the organism in Eukaryota, Metazoa, Mollusca, Bivalvia, Venerida, Veneridae. The transcript has 3 exons. The record is from RefSeq and is a predicted model, not a curated record.